Messenger RNA from Acanthamoeba castellanii str. Neff, 2643 nucleotides. RefSeq names its product Rab GTPase domain containing protein. Gene Ontology annotation, biological process: intracellular distribution of mitochondria. The record is from RefSeq and is a predicted model, not a curated record. The transcript has 12 exons. Gene Ontology annotation, cellular component: cytoplasm. Lineage: Eukaryota; Discosea; Longamoebia; Acanthamoebidae. Gene Ontology annotation, molecular function: mRNA binding. The coding region runs from base 1 to 2643 and encodes 880 amino acids.
AUGGACCACCCUUCCGACGGAUCGCCCAAAAGCGUGAGGCCGCCGUCUUCCUCCUUUUCGUCUUCGGCUUCGGCUUCGUCCUCAUCUCUGUCCGAGGUGGCCGAUGCCGUUCCAGAUAAUCGCAAGGAUAGCGCCAAGGAUAGUGGCAACGAUGAUGGACGUAGCACCAGCGGCAAGGGGGAGAAGAAGAGCAGGGCCUCGUUGAGGGGCGAGAGGGAGGAGAGGAAGACCGCCGCCCUCGAUUUCGCAAGCCUGCGCGAGCGGCUGCAGGAAAUCAAACACAUGCAGGAGAAGAGCGGCUCGCAUUGGAGUGAAAAGAGGGCGCAGGAGGGACUCAACUUCCUCCUCGACCAGGAGGACCUCCUGAGGAAGAAGCUCGACUCUACCGCCUCCUCGCCCGAGAAGAAGUUCCCCAUUCCCGCCCCUUCAUCUUCGAAGAAACGGAGCGAAUGGCGAUCGAGCAGCACCUCUCUACAGCAGCUGCUGAACGAGGUGUCUGGCGAGAUCAAGGAGCUCAGGGACUAUCUCGUCAACAAGCGUGGCGGCAGCAGCGGAUCGAGCCGCCCGCCCGCUGGACACAAGAAGUCCACAGGCUCCACCGCCAGCCUCAAAAGGCGAAGGGGCGAGGGCGCAAGCGACGUGCCCAACGCGAAGGAAUCGAAGCAAAAGGAUGCCAACGACGUCUCCACGACCGAGGAGAGCUUCACCAACGCCGAGUACUCGGUCAUGAGCGAACUCGACACCGAGUCCUUUGAAGAUUUCAGCGAUGACGAAGAACACGAGCAAGCGAACAGUCUCGAUUGGAACGUGAUGUUCCAGUCCGUGCUGCAGGAGUCGCCAUCGCCCAACCGAGACGCGCAGUGGUUCGGGCUCACCCAGGACUUCCUGCACAAUGCCAUCACGUACGGCAAGAUCAUCAUCUCGGAGACCUUCAUCCCCACGCGCAGCAAGACCAUCCCGCCCAUCCCGUCCAACAACAGCGGCGAGGAGUGCUACGAGGUCUACAUCCACAAGGGCAUCCUCUACAAGCUCUACCUCGACACCCAGAAGAACUUUGGCAGCACGCACCACGCCAUGAAGGUGGCCUCCAACGAGAUGAAGGGCUGGCGCAGCCUCUACAAGUGCAACAUCACCGGUCUCUACUUCCCCUUCAGCAUCCAGAUCGACUUCCAGGGCUUCCGUCUGCUCGCCCAAAGUGUUCUGCCGAUUGAUGACACGAGGACCAUUGCCUACGGGUCGAGCGGCGACUGCACGAUCCACAACGACAGCGAGGAGCUCGACUGUAAGAUGACCGAAGCGGGCAUCAGCCUCAACCUCAAGAAGCACCUCGUGGGCGAUAAGGAGAUGGCGCUGGCAGCCGAUAUCGAAGGCCACUGCGGCACGGAUGGCCUCUACUAUGUGACCGGCUUCGGUCUGUCCCGUAUAAUGCCACCCGAAACUCCAGAGAGAGGUAUCCAGCACACGGGACUAUGCCACCGUCUGCGGGCCGAGUUUGUAGCCAAGAACCCAUGCCCCCUGUCGAGCGACGCCUUCUCGCGGUUCGGCGUGACCGCGCAGGAGAACAAUCACGAGGUGAUGGAAGCCACCAAGAUGCUCCACAACGUGGUCAUCCCCCAGUUCGCCCAGUGGCUCGACCAGCAGGACGAAAAGUACAUCAAAUCGACGUUUGCUGAGAACACCGCGGACGUGUUGCAUGAGCACGGUAUCAACAUCCGGAAGCUGGGCUACGUGCGAAGCCACGUGUGCUCGGCCGCUGUCCGUAACGUACUACUUCACGAGAUCCUCGCUCGCGCCAUCAAGAACCAGCUUCGCCUGCGGCUCAGGCAGAAGACCAAGGAGGUGCCACCCAUGCUGCUCACCCCUGUACAAUACGCGGUGGUCGACUUCUUGAACAACGUCUUUGGCGACACCAAGGAGGCGAAGAAGUAUUGGAAAGAGGAGCUCGUGGUCGUGGUGAUGAGGGAGUUCCCGCAGUGCCUGCUCGAAUCGGAGAUGGAAGUCGAUCUUCGCGAAUUCACCACGGACGACGAAGAAGAGAAAGAUCAGGGCAAGCGCGCCAAGAAGGGGAAGAUGAAGGAGAAGCUCACCAAGGAGAAGGACCAGGAGAAGGUCAAGGCCAGCAAGAAGAAGGAGCUCAAGAAGAAGGACAAGGAAAGAGAGAAGGAGAAGGAGAAGGAGAAGGAGAAGGAGAAAGAGAAGGAAAAGGAGAAGGAGAAAGAGAAGGAGAAAGACAAGAAGCAGAGGGAGGUGAAGAUCACCAAGGAGCAGUCGAGGGAGCAGAUCAAGGAGGCGAAGCCAGCCAAGACCAGCAAGUGGAAGGACUCCAAGUCCAAGAUCCGCUCCAAGGAAAAGGAGAAGAAGAAGGAGGAGAAGGCCAACUCGCGCAAGAGCGGGUCCGGCCCGCUGCUCGGUAGCAGCAGCGGCGCCACCGACAACAGCAACAGGCCCAACAUCGAGGACGUCCCCUUCACGCCCGUCGACACCAACGCGCUCUUCCAAAAAGUGCUGGGCAUGUGCGGCAUUGUUCUCUCCGUCAAGGCGCAGCAGCAGCACUUUGACAACACCAAGGACAUUGUGGGCAUGCAGACGCGCAUCAAGUUCAUGACCGACGCCAGCGGAUCGAUGGAUCGCACCUUUAUGUGA